GCUGAGACAGAAAAAAAAUUCAACUUUAGCAAAAGUAAAAAUAACUAAUGUUACUUAGUUUAUUAAAUAAUACUUAAAAGGACAAAAGUACGAUGGACAAACUUGAAGACAUCGAGAGUUUUUUGAAGAAUGUUGACAAAAUAAGUGAGCUAGUGAAUGAUCUAAAGUGUUCUGAUGUAGAAGUCCAGCAAAAAGCAAUAAAGAAAGCUGAUUGCUACAUCGCUGCCUUGGAUGAACCUUGCAUGACAAAAGUCAACAAGACCACUAUCAACACAAGUCCACCUCUCCAGUCUUCUUUGAGCCUGCAGAAUGAAAGUCCAGAGAAUUUCAUGAAGAUUAUGGAGAGAGAUGCUGAAGACAGAAGAUUAAGGAGGGUUGCACAGGCGCAAAAGGCAACUGCACUCAAAGACAAGGGGAAUGAAGCGUACACUCAAGGAAACUAUGAAACUGCUGUGAAGUAUUACAGCGAUGGCUUGACUGAACUAAGGGACAUGCAGCCAUUGUACACCAACCGAGCCCAAACGUCUCAAGGCAACCUGAGGGGUUGCCAGCUAGGGACUUUAAUUUCAAUAUUAUGGUCACAUGCAAUUAAGUUAAUUGCUACAAUCAAUAUGUCCCCUUCCAAGGACACAGUCUGCUCUGUGGCCUACAUCAAGCUCGGAAAGUACAAGGAGGCCAUCAGUGACUGUGAAUGGGCACUAAAGUGUCAGGAGAGGUGUAUUAAGGCUUACCUACACAUGGGGAAAGCAUAUUUGGCAUUGAAGAAAUAUAAUGAGUCCAGAAACUGCUUUGAAAAGAUAGUGGAGAUUGAACCUGGGAGGGAGAAGAUGGUGAAAGAAUACCUGACCCAGGUAGAUUUGGAAGAAGAGAGAGAGAGUCAGGAGAUGAAUGCGAUGCAAGAGUUUGACAAGGGGCAUGGGAAGGCCACAAUAGUGCCGCAGCUGCUGGAGAAGCUGUCAAGGCCCGGCCAGAUGCCCCUCUACUACUGUGGAGGAUUGGAGAUUCUGUCACUAGCAGUUACUGACAGUACAGGCCAGACCCUUUUCAGACUGAACAAUGGCUUUAGUAUCAUCAGCAGCAAUGACACGAUGAGGAGUUGCCUGUUGCAGAAAACAAAGGAUCCAGACAGCCAGGAGUUGUGUGUGUCUGUUCUAAAAUUAUGGAGGGUAAUUUGUUGUGGAAAUGAGGAAAACCAGAAGAUGCUGAUGACAUGCCCAGUCACCAGACAGUCCAUUGUUGACUUGGUAACAUCAGAGCAUGUUGCAACACAGAAAGAAUGCCUGGCAUUACUUUGUUUGUAUUCACAGAUGCCACAAGGCAGACAUUUGGCUGCUGACAACUUGAAUGUGCCCAUACUAAUGAGGAACCUCAUGGCUUGCAUCUCAAAGCCAAAGCAGCGGCAGGAGAACGCAGCGGUCAACAUUCUGGAGAACCUUACAGCAGAAAACAAAUUUUGCAUUCAGUUAAGGAGUGUGUUGACAGACUAUUUCAUUGCACCAUUUACAACAAUACUGAGAAAUAUCAGCAAGUCCAAUCAGCAUAUCCUUCCAUCGCUGAUAUCGGCUGUUGGCAGUCUGGCUCGAGAUGACGUCAUCUGUCACAAUUUUGCUCAUGAUCCAGAGUGUUGGAAGGCCUUUCUGGUCGCCAUUAGGCAGUGCAGUGCAUGCGGAAACAAAGAGGUCCUUUACCCAAUGCUUGGUUUGAUCAUCAACCUUUCAACUAUCACUUCUCCAGUCAUUCAGGAGCAUGCUGUUUCCCUCUGUGACUGCUGUCUGGGCCUGCUGAGGGAUAGUGAUGGAGGAGUCAUAACUAGAGCCACAGGCGUACUGAGCACUGUCCUCCCUCAGUCCUCUGAAGCCGUUCAGCAUGUUAUACAGGGGAAUGUGGUCCGGACCAUGCACCGACUGCUUAAGGGAACAGGGCAGACUGCCACUAAGUAUGCCAUUAAGACUCUGACAGUGUGCACUGCUGCCAGUCACUUGGCCCGGGAGGAGCUGGUGAAGACUGAUAAAAAAUUGUCUAUUUUACGCCAUUUGCUGGGUUCCAGCUGUGAUGAGAUGGUGUCAGGAAAUGCAGCCCUGUGUUUGGCUUACUGUCUUUAUUUGGAGGGAACUGCCAGUAACCUGCUGGGCACUGAUAUUGUGCUACUGCUACUGCGUCACGCUGCAGGGGAUGCUAAGAGGACAGCUGUGCAGCAAAAUGCAGCGAUUGCUUUGGGGAAGCUGUGUCAAUCUGAGCCCAGAUUGUGUCCCCGACAGUCCAGACAGAUGGAGAGAAAGAUAAAGGACAUAUGAACAAACUUCGAGAACUUCACGGCCUUGAGAUUCUGCACUCCUGUAUGAAGCUCAUCACAUGAACCCAUGACAGUAACAUGUUUUAUAAUCUUAUUGCUUCUCAUCAGUCUUGUUCUCUGUAUUCUGGUUUAGGAUUAGACGCUUACCAACCCAUUGGGGAAAACAAAAAUUUGCUAAUAAACACUGUGCACCGUAUAACUUAUUUCUUUUUUAAACUUAUCAUUUAUUACUAUUCCAAUCAAUCAUUUUUUUAAUAAUAUGGAUUUUUCUAUUGAAAGAACCUUUAAGGCUAUCUCUAAAUGAGAAAAUCUCCUAAUUGCCUAAUCUACAUGAACAAGGUCAAAAACCUUAACAUUCUUGGCUAUCCUUGUUUUUCAUGCCUUUGUGAAUUUAUAUCAUUAAUUGCCAUGCAUACAGUAUGUGUGGAUGGAGGGUCAAGUGCAGCCAGUUUUACAAUUUUUAUGUAUCUGUUGGUAGAUUCAAAUUUCAUUAAAAUGUACAAAAUAUGUUCACGAAACAAAAUAUUUGUCAUGAAUAUUUUGCUUUUGCUAAGCACAUAAAUAAAUUAUAAGAAUUCACUGUUUAAGCAAACAAGCACCUAGUCUGAAGACUUCACGUGAACAGUGGUACAAUCUGUAAUUAUGGAAUUCUGAAGGACAGAUAUUGAUCAAGCAGCAUUAACAUACUGAUGGGAGAUGAAGUGAGAUGCUGAUUAGAUGGAUGUACUGUAUCCCUGUUGUUUAAGGCGUCAUAGUGUUAUAAUCUGUCAUUUAGUCAUUCGUCUUGACACUCUUUCUCUUAUUUACCAUGAAGAAGUGUGUUAAAUGCAAAUUAUGGAGCAUAUUGCUUGCAUAACAGCUUGUAUUACUGGGAAUCUUGUCAGUCACACCAUUAUGUGACCAUAAUCACAAGUUCUAAUAAAUUGUGUGUUCUAAA
Messenger RNA from Micropterus dolomieu (smallmouth bass), 3230 nucleotides. It is a transcript of the gene ttc12, whose product is annotated as tetratricopeptide repeat domain 12. The transcript is spliced from 23 exons. Gene Ontology annotation, molecular function: protein binding. The record is from RefSeq and is a predicted model, not a curated record. Bases 93 to 2294 code for a protein of 733 amino acids. NCBI's taxonomy places the organism in Eukaryota, Metazoa, Chordata, Actinopteri, Centrarchiformes, Centrarchidae.